Messenger RNA from Procambarus clarkii (red swamp crayfish), 6465 nucleotides. Its product is annotated as bone morphogenetic protein 10. Gene Ontology annotation, molecular function: cytokine activity; growth factor activity. Lineage: Eukaryota; Metazoa; Arthropoda; Malacostraca; Decapoda; Cambaridae. The record is from RefSeq and is a predicted model, not a curated record. Gene Ontology annotation, biological process: BMP signaling pathway. Gene Ontology annotation, cellular component: extracellular region.
AGACAGCAUCAGUAGUGGCCAGACUGGCGGGCCGCGCGGACAGCAGUUAAGAUACCCAGCAAGUGUGUGUGUGUGUGUGAGAGGAGAGGUAACGAGCGAGGCUUGUGUCGCGGCACCUUCACCCUCGUGCGCGGACCUCGCUUAUUAUCAUUAAAACCUUUACUCUGCUUCGUGCGGUGUUAAUUACCAGUGAAUGAAUAGAUUAAAUUAAUGUGCUCUGGUUUAAUGUCCUAUAGUGAUGUGGAUAUCUGAAUGUGCAAAUGGAAGAGCCUGCUUCCUAUCAAGAUAUUGAAAAUAAGUUGUUAGAUCUGAGGUCAAGCAGUCAGGAUAUAUGGUAUGUGUAGGGUGAGUGUGCUCCGUAUAUCAGGGCAUCAGUUGACGAGGCGCCCUGUGACAUACGUUGUUUUGUGACCCCGUCUACACUCACGCCCGCACAGUUGACGAGAAUUUUGUUGGGGGUUGUCGCAGGUCCAGUGGUCGGGCAGGGCUGGGUAGCCGGUGUGGCCCACGGGCCGCACUGGCGACAUGGGCGGCAGGUGCGGGCCACAAUGGUGGCGGGGCGCGCAGUUAAAGCUGCAGCAACAGGUGGGUGGCCUGGCCGGGCCACCGUCUCACUGACCAUUUUCAUGAACCAAUAUAGUUGCGGUGCGGCCCACCUGGCCACAUUUCUCUUGUUGGUCACGGUGGGCGUGGCCGGGGCUGUGGCCAAGCCGGCACCGCCACUUGGGGCCAUCAACUCCACCCCCUCCCACCACUCUCCCGAGGACGAAGACUACUAUUAUUACGACUACGACUACGGGUCCAACGACAACCUUAAUAUGAGUGAGUUCCAUCUACCGGAGGAGGCAGGGGAAGACGCCCCCCACGUGCCUCGUUACAUGCUUGAGCUCUACGCUGACCAGAGCUCCUUACACGCCAACCCGCACCCGGGCGCCGACCUCGUCAGGAGUUUCAUCGCUGUCACCACAGAGUCAUCACACAAGGGAGGAGAGGCGAGGGUGGAAGGUGGAGGCGACGCAGCCAGAGGCAGCGCAGGGGACGCAGCCAGAGGCAGCGGGGUCCGUGUACACACGCUGCUCUUCAACGUGACUGUCCCCCGCCGAGAGAGGGUCACCUCCGCCUCCCUCAGGCUCUACGCUCUCAUUACCCGGGACCAGUACGCUUAUAUUGGUGUGGAGCGUCGGGUCCGUCUGGUGAUCGAGACAGAGCGAGGCAUCACGCUGGACGACAUCACGCCGCAGGGGCUGGUGGUGAGCGACACGGAGAGUGGCGGCGGCGGCCUGGGCACCGGCAGGGGAGGCGUGCAGGUCACUGUGUGCGAGAGAGACAUCUACGAGCUGCAGAAUGCCUGGGAGACGUUCGACGUCACCUCUGCCGUCAAGUACUGGAUGGCUCACCCCUCCGUCCCGCAACUGUUGCAGAUUCACAUCGAAUCAGUGUUCUCGACGGUCGGGGAAGGUGGAGACAUGGACGUGGCGACAGCGCCCCGCACAGACAGCGAGCCCCUCCUCCUCCUCUACUCCUCCACCAGGCACCGCCACCAGGCCCGCAAGGAGCUUGACCUCAUGAUCUCCCACGAGUAUGAGGAUCAUCCAGAGCAUAAGAGGCGAAGGAGACGGCGGUCAAUAGAAGACCCUGAGAGAUUAAGAUCCCGAAGGAAUGUAGCAGAGCUGCAGGAAGAGGAAAGCAAUGUGAUCUGGGAGGGGGAGCUGGAUGUUCCUGGACUCCCCACACAAGCUCAAAAUCCGUUCGGAGGUCGUGCCAAAGGGCGCAGGCCACGCAAGAGGAAAGCAAAGAACGGGUGCAAGAAGAAGCCUCUGAGGGUGGAUUUCAAGGACAUCGGCUGGGACACGUGGAUCAUCGCCCCGCCCUCAUAUGAGGCUAAUCAGUGCAGCGGCAAGUGCAACUAUCCCCUGGCCUCCCACCUGAGCCCGACCAAACACGCCGUGGUGCAGAACCUGGUUCACUCUCUGCAUCCAGACCGCACCUCCCGGGCCUGCUGCGUCCCCACUCUCCUGGGUCCCAUCUCCCUGCUUUACUUGGAAAACGGCAUCACAACAUUCAAGUACGACUACGACGACAUGGUAGUGCUAGAGUGUGGCUGCAGAUAGUGGUGUGUUGGGGGUGGGAGAUAAGUAAACAUAGUGGUGCUAAUGACAUUGAGAAACAAUGAUGGCAGUGAUGGUGGUGAUAUUAGGUGAAACAUGAUCACUGGUGCUAGCAAGUGACUUCCUAAGUAACAAAAAUGAGCCACAGUGACAGAUAAGUAAACAAAGGGAGCGUAGUAACAGCCAUUAAUGACAAAUGAGGCAAUAAGAGGUGCAACCUCAAUGUUGCUGAUGACAUGCAAAUCAGAAAUCUUUGACGAGUUAAUAAGAAACAAAUAUAUGCAGUGCAGAACACGUUCUUGGUAAAAAUAAAUUUUUUUCAGGAAAGUCGUGAGUUUCUAGUGAGAGCUCGUUACAGAAGCAUUGAUUUGAUUAUAAUGUGGUACAUUAAUGAACUUGUGUGAUGGGGAAUAAUUUCUGAACUGUUAUAGAUGUGCGUGUAUGUGUAUAUAGUCUUUGAUACAGAUUUCUAUCCCAACUGCAUUUUUGAAGGAAAAUAUAUAUAAUUGUCUCAGUGAAUAAUGGGCAGUAUGUAAUUAAGUUUAUAUUGAUGUAUAUUUUCAUUUCAAGAUAAGAGAUGCUUUAUUAUUAUAAUUUUAAGAAAUACUAACUCUAAAAACGAGCAUAUACACAACUGCACACACAAAUAUAUUCACAAACUCGGAUAAACAGAUGUACAUUGCCAUUGUAAGGUAUUAAAAUAUUAUAGAUUUUAAAAUAUUUAAUAUAUCAUUGACGUAAUUUGAAACAUGGAGACGGAAUGUACUGCCAUAUGGCAGAGAAAGAUGCACGGUCUGAGGGGGACAUUCGGAGAAAGCAGUAAAUCUAGGCUAUCAAUCAUUUAGUGCGGCAAGAAAGCCACAGUCAAGCUUGCAGCCUGAAGGUAAAACACAAUUUUGUAGUCUGUUAGGUUUGAUUGACUUUGGUACCUUAAAAUUUUGUUUAACAAAGUGGAAAUAGUUGAGCAGUGAUUAAAAAAAAAAUUAAAUCCAAACCAUGGAGUUUUGAGUCGCUGAGAAGUUCUUGGCUGUGAUUAGGCCUAGCAUUGUAUAUUGAAAUACAGUACAUGGAAAUGGCGGGGGAGGGGGGGAGCCAGUAUUUGUGAGUGAAAAAUUAAUUUAGCCAAACGUGAUAGUGUGUGACUGGUUAGUCUCGGAUGAAUCGCAUCAUUUAUGUGUACUUCAGAAUGGCUUACAUCUGUCUUAAUGAUAUGCUUGUGCAUGCACACCACACUAGUUGACAUAUAUAUAAACCCCAUGACUGUCAUAACUUAAUCUUAUGCACUCUCUAAUAUGUGCUUGUAGGGCCACUUUAAACCACUACGCAUUUGCAAUCAUUCCUGCACCUUUUCUUCAUUACAUACUCUUGAUACCAUGUACAGUAUGUACUACCCCCACCUACCUCAACUAGGUCACUAUUCGUAGACUGAAAAUGACUCCAUUCAUCUCUGUUCUAGGUGUUUAGUUUCCACCCAUGUCCUUUCAUUUUACUCCUGCUCAUAGUGAGCAUUGCUGUUAUUCCAACUUGUCACCUUCUAUAAGAAUCUUGUUUGUGAUAUUGCCAUCAUCUCAUCUUUAUCUCUUCUGGCAAAGUGAUGUCCAGAUCAUUAAGCCACAGGCUUCACCUGUAUAUUAUAAAACACGUGCACAAGCUUUACCUUAAAAUAUUUGAAACUGGUAUAAAUGAUUUUAAUGAUAGUAUAUUUCUUACUGUAAGACUAAACAUUAUUGACGAUUCUAUUUAUUAAUGUCUUAUGAUGACGGUAAUUAAUCUUUUUGGAACAUUAGGAGGAGUGUGGUACUUGUUAGUGGAAGAACAUAGUUGUGUGCUAAGGAAUGAGGGAUUUAGGUUGAGUACGUGCAUAUAAUCAUACCUUAGGUACACCCGAGUGAACCUAAGGUAUGAUUACCUUAGGUUCACUUAGGGUAAGGUAUUCCAUGUAGUUACAGGAUGAGAGCUAGGCUGGCAGUAUCCUGUCUUCCCAAUAUUGUGUCAUAUGAUGCUUUGAAACUACUGAUGGUUUUGGCAUCCACUACCUUCUCAUCUAUAUUAUUUCAUCCGUCAGUCACUCUGCAAAAGAAUUUCAGAACAAAAAUAUUAAAUUAUCUUUUGCAAACAGUGGUAGACGGAACAAGGGAGAAUGAUGUGGAUGCCGAAACCAUCAGUAGUUUAAAGGCAUCAUAUGACAGAGUAUUAGGAAGAUGCGACACCAUGAACAUGGCUUUCACCUUGUAAUUACACCUAAGUAAUUACACAUCAGUACCUUAGGUGCAACUGAGCAGGUGCACACAGCAGUACCUCGGGUGCCGCUGGACAGAAGGGAGUUGAGGCUUCAAUCUUCCCCCACAUUCACUCUUGAAACCAUACAAUACACGGUAAAUAAACUUGGUCAUACUCCUGUAACUUGUAUAUAUAUAUACGUGUAUGAAUAAUUAUACUUGUGUAUGGACAAAUGUGACAUGUUACAAAUAAUUACUAAUUUGUAACGAGAGUACACUAGAAGUGCAGCAGAUGUGGUCUUCAGCAUAUGUUGAAUUUGCUACAAGAGCAGUUCAAAUGCAAUUCACUAAUUUCCACAAAUGUAUUAUAAUAAUUUUCAUUUUUUUUAACAUUGUAAAUUUUGUAAACCUACAAAAAAUAUCAUUUCAUCUUGAGAUCUGUAUAAUUUAACAAAGUGCCAUUCACAGACCCGAGUUAUAACCUCACUUGGAGCAGCCAUAAGAUCCAAAUGUCAUGUGCAGGUUCAUACUCAAUCCAAGCCAUGUUCCCUUUGAAUUUCUUUAUAAUUUCUGUUGUCAUAUGUAAUGCACAACUUAAUAUUUAUAAGACAGGAAAACUGCAUUGAUUGAUAAUACCUUGUACAUACAUAGAGAGGUGUGGGAUGACAUUAAAUUGUACCUGUUAAGUACGCUACUCAGCUCUGGUAUAGUCAUGUAAAAAUUAAGUGUUAAAUGUAGCAAAAUGCUCUUUUUUCUGGUGCGUCCGAAGUGCCUUAACAAUGGUGUUAACAAGUUCUAGCCCAACACCCCAGGCCUCCGAGACCCAUCCGUAAACUGCCAGGACCAUAAUCUGACUCAUUCUGCAAAGCGAGGGAGACAGGGGAUUAAAGAUCAGCAAAUAAAGUGAGAAAACCAUGCCAGAAAACAUUGACCUUAAAAAGUGACUGCUUAAGGAAAAUUAGGCAACUCGAGGUAAAUGAUCGUUGCUGCGAGGGUAAAUAUCCUGACUGACUGAUGUACUGUACCUGAUUGUCACCCAAUGGUAGCUCAGCUCACCUGAGGCCCCUAACCUAGCCAGUCACCACUCUUGAGCCGCCCGGGUCAAACCUCCAUAAAAAGGGAACAGGGUCAGAACAGUGAGCCACAGGAGACUUGCCAGAAAGGGCGUUUCAUAACAUUCAUCGCUUGUUCUGCAAAGAACCCUUUAUUAGAUCCCUGAGCAUACAAUAAUGCCUCAAUAGGGGAGGCUAGUUUUUACCAAAAUACAAAGGCUAAUUGGACCAACCUUUGCGUAAAGAAUGAAAGGCCGUCAACAGGAGGACUGACUGCCAGGGACUCGAACUUCAAGAUCAGUCGUGGUUAAAAUGGAAAAGAAAUUUGUUAAAGCGGCAAACAUCCACACAACCCCAGAUUGGGAACAAGUAGCUGGCUGGCUGGCUGGACUGAAGCACCGUGCAGAGGACCUGGUAAAGAUGAGCCUUGGCUUAAGGGGAACACACACAGAGCCUCGUCUUGUUCUACCUUGGCAGAGCCUUAUGUCUGGAGAAAAGCGUAACCUCGCCUCUUUCUCCUGGUGUCUUAAGUGUUCUAUGAUUUCCAGCUGGGGUCUGUUGUGUGCACUAUCCUAUAGUUGCAAAACAAAUAAAUAACAAAUAAAUUGUAUUUAUUUUGCAGCUAUAGGACAGUCCAACAGAUUCUGACUGGAAAUCAUAGAACACUUGAGACAGCCGGAAAAAAAGAGGAGAGGACACGCCCUUCUCCCAUAUAUAAGUGAGAGAGACUGUCAUGAUAGAACAAGAUGAGGUAAAAGUGAGCCAGACUGGAUACCGACUCCAGGUAGUUUAUGGAAGAGUUUCGGAGGCUUGGUGUACCGAGAUAAAAGUUUGGUGUUACCAAAGUUAAGCUUGGGGAAACCACUGAGGCGGAUCCCUUCCAGAAACAGGUGAUUGUCAGUGUUUGACAUCUCUCAUUCAAAUGUUUUGUAAACAAUAUAUUUUGUAUAUUAAGAUUAUAUUUAAAUACACAGUGAAUGCAAGUACAGUAUUCUCUUUAAAUACUCGGCUAUGCCCAUUUUAUAUUUUGUUCAUAUAUUUUAUGUACUGGAUUUAUUAAAAUUUGCUCAAGAGCUCCUUUCAAAA